AUGCAAAAUAGUAAUUUACUUCGCCUUUUCGAGGAUCUGUUGAUUACAACAACAAAUGCUCAACGUAUCGAAUUACUCGAACGUAUGCAUAUUGAAUUAUUAGGUAUAUCAUCAUCUAUUCAAUUUGAACAAGUUCAUCAACAUAUACCAUGGUCUCAUUUAUUUGAAUUAAUUCAUUCAAAUACAAACGAUGAAGUUGAACGUCUCUUAUGUUUAAUUAUGGAAUAUUUUAUAAAUAAUUUAUCUAUUGAACAAAUUAUGACGAAUUUUUAUCCAUUAUUAAAUACUGGUCUUGAUAAUGAAACAGGUUUAUCUCAACGUGUUAAAAUUUUAUGUUUAAAAGCAUUUGAAAAAUUAGCUCGUUGUUCAAAAACUGAAUGUUUUUUUGUUAUACAAAAUUUAUUUCAAUAUUCACAUAUCAAUGCACUUCUUCAUCUUUUUCUUGAUAGUGAUCAACAAACAUUAUGGCUUAAAUCGAAAGAAAUUCUUGAACAUAUGAUAAAAACUGUUAGUCAAAUCGAAGAUAAAAACAUUUUUCAAACUUAUUUACGUGAUCAUUAUUUUCAUGAAUCAAAUCGAAAAAUUUUACUUUCAUCAAAUGAACUUAAUGAAAUUGUUAAACUUCGUUUAUAUGAAUAUUUAGUUGAUUUAUGUUUAAUUGAUUCACGUAUUUAUCAACAUAUUACAGAAGAACAACAUUUACUUGAUCAAUUUUUCUAUGAUUGUACACAUAAUGAUAGUGAUAUACUUUAUUUAAUGAAUUGUUUAGAAUUAUUAACAACAUUAACACAAAAAUCUCAUACAUUAAAUUAUUUACAUAAUAAAACAAAUAUUAUUGAUCAUUAUCUUCAUUUAUUAUUAUCAUCAUCAAAUGAUGAAAAUAGUUUCUAUGAUAUUAUUAAACCAGGUUUUAUUAAAUUUUUUGGUUGUUAUAUACGUAAUUAUCUUUUACUACUUGAAACAAAUCUAUCAAAUAAUCAACAAAAUCAAUUACUCGAAAGAUUUUUACCAUUUUUAUUUGAUAUUCUUCUUCAAACAGAUUCAGAUACUUAUGUUGGUAUCGGUUUAGAUACAAUUGGAUUCAUUGGUAAAACAAUACAUGGAAAAGAAUAUAUGCUUUCAAUGACAAAAUUCGGUGAUUUUAUUGGAAAAUUAAUUCAAAUGAUACGUUCAGCUCAAUCUGAUAUUCGUAUUCGUGCACUUAAUUGUCUUUCUGAUUUAUUUUAUAUAUCAACAAAUGAUCGUACAUCAACAAUUGCUUCGUCGCUUACAGAACAAAUUUAUCGUUUAUGUAAUCGAGUAUUUUCUCUUUUGCCAAUUAUUGUUCAAAUAGCUAAACAACCAUUUGUUGAUUUACGUCUUGCUGCUUAUCGAUGUUUACUUGAAUUAACACGAUCACCAUGGUCAUUACAUGCAAUGAAUAAUGAACCUGGUUUUCUUGAAUUUCUUCUCAAUCGUUCAACAGAAAAAGAUAAAGAUGGAAAAGAAACAAAAUUUACAAUAAUUCAAUCGAUCUGUCAAAAUAGUGACGAGGCUAAAUUGGCACUAGGAAAUGUUAAUUAUUUGAAAUUAAGACGUUAUAUAAAUGAAGGAGCUUUUUUUAUUGAACCAGAAGCUAAUGUUGCCUUUGAUGGAUCGAACGAAUAG
Messenger RNA from Adineta steineri, 1647 nucleotides. The record is from the annotation of a GenBank genome assembly. NCBI's taxonomy places the organism in Eukaryota, Metazoa, Rotifera, Eurotatoria, Adinetida, Adinetidae.